UAUUCCUUGUAACAAUUAAAUGAUGAUAGUGUGCCUUGAAUUUUUUUUUAUUAAAGCUCUUUUCUUAUUAUCUAUAGCUUUUUUAACUUUGGCAAAAAGCCACAUAGGUUUUAUUUUUAUCCUUUUAAACUUGUUGCCCUUGGGAAUAAAUUUUGCAGUGUGUUCACAUACAGUAAUUUUGAAGAACUCCCAUUUCUGUGUUGUGUUCAUCGAUGCCAAUAUUCCCUCCCAGUUUAAGUCUUGGAGAGCAGCCCUCAUCCUUGGAAAAUUUGAUCUUUUAAAGUUGAGUGUUUUUCUCUUUCCAGUAUGUGCUUGUUGUUUACAGCGAACGUUA
Staurois parvus is the source of this 334-nucleotide messenger RNA. The record is from the annotation of a GenBank genome assembly. NCBI's taxonomy places the organism in Eukaryota, Metazoa, Chordata, Amphibia, Anura, Ranidae.